This is a messenger RNA of Humulus lupulus (European hop), 3158 nucleotides long. RefSeq names its product fasciclin-like arabinogalactan protein 12. The transcript has a single exon. The record is from RefSeq and is a predicted model, not a curated record. The coding region runs from base 1995 to 2906 and encodes 303 amino acids. Lineage: Eukaryota; Viridiplantae; Streptophyta; Magnoliopsida; Rosales; Cannabaceae.
AUCAAAAAAGAACAUUACAUCAUAUUACCACUUUCAAAGUUGGAUCCUCACAAGAUCUCUAUUGUUUCUCCUUCCAUUGAAAAGGAAAGACUUAAGCUUUUGAAUGUAAGAGAAUAUAUUAUAUUCAAUGAAAAAUAUAGAAACCAAGAUUAAUUACAACUCUAAGCAAGAAAAUACAAAUGGACAAUAAGAUUGAUUAAAUAAAAGUACAAGUAAAUAUAAAGGUUGUAGAGGAAGAACAUUACAAACUCAAAGCAAUAAUAAUACAAGUAAAAUAAGAACAAGAAGAACAAAAGAAUGAACACAAACUCUCACACAACCAAAGUGUAGAGUAGUGGAGAUCAUCAACUUGAACAAGGUUUAAAAAAUUUGUCCAAAAGUUUAUUUCCUCCUAUUCUAUAAGCACUAAGGGAUCUCACAAAGAAAUAGCUCUCUAGAAUUAUCAAGCCUCUAUGGUGUAUUUUCUGGACAAGUGCUUUGUCGAUAGAAAAUUGUGUUUUACAAGUGAGCAUUAGACUCCUAUUUAUAGAGUUUGUAAUACUCUUUGAAUUCAAAUUCCACCAACCUCCAUGUGUUACCAAUGUUUAAUUUGAGGUUUAUGGAAUUAAAAUGAAGAUUUUGGAGUUUCUUGGUGUGUCAGAACCGCACAAAUUGGGAGUUAAGGAAGAAAUCAUAAAUUUGAUUUAACUACUCAAAGAGUUUCAAGAGACUACAUUAAAACAUUAUAAAAGAAAAUUAGUUCAUGUUCAUAGUAAUAAUAUCCAUAAAAUUACUAAGAAAACACAUGAAAAUAAAAGAAGAAAGAAAAACUAGAUGUAGAUCCAAUUUCGCUCUCCUCAAUGGCCUCCAAAGUUUUUCUGAGAUUAGGACUCUUCAAAACUGUCAAAAAGUUAUAAUAAGAUGUAUUUAUAGUGCCCCAACUUUUGAGUGAUGAAAUACCAAAAAUACCCUUCAAAAAUAUGAUUUUUUUUCCUCUCUCGAUGUUGAGUGCGGUGGCACUACUGUUUUGGUGCGAGGGCAAUGGUUGAGAACUUUAGCACUUAAUAAAACUUUGCAACGACUAGUGAUAGUAUUUUAACAAUAACUUUCUCAAUAUAAUUAGAAUUCGACAGUUCAAAAUGUUUUGGAAUGCUAAGAAAAAAAUUUACAACUUCUUUUUCAAAGCGAUUUUUCAGAAAAUUAAGGAAUAAUGGUCCAAAUUCAGCUUGUAUUAUCAAGCAUAAACAAUGUGUGUUGAGCAUCUUCAACUGAAUAUUUUCUACUCAUUAUAUCUUGGAACUCCACACUCAACACUAAAUCCAUCAUAUUCAUUGUAUUUUACAAGUUUUUUCUCAUUUAACUUCAUAUUUACUUGACCAUUACAACCUAAAAUAAAAAAAAAACAAGCACCUAAAUAUGCACAAACUAAAGUAAAAAUACUUCAAUAACAUUUUAAAUUACUCUCUAAAACUAAUUUUAUUUACGGGAGAAGAAUUUUAUUUAUUUCAAUCUUAGUUAAACAAUUGUUGUAUUUAUUAAAUAUAAUAAAAUUUUAUAAUUUUUAGUUUCAAAUAAUUUUAAUAUGACAUCAAAGCAUAAUAAUCAUUAAAUAUACAUUGGAGUUGUCAUUGCCGAAUUUGACAUUUUACAUUUCCAACUAAUAUAUAUUUAGUUGCAAAUCUUUUAGACGUCGUUUUUAUCACACCAUCACCUGAUCUAAACUGGAUCCUUUUAGAAUAGCUCCCUGCUUCCUAAUUAACCAACCAACCAGCUAGCUAACUCAUCUUACAACAGCUACCAAGCGAAACAAAGACAGAUUACAUUUUUAACUAAUUUCAUUAAUUAUUCUCAAUCUAUUUACUACAAUUUCUUUUCCUGCCUCUUUGCCCUCUAUAUAUGAACCCAACUAUCAAGUCAUCAAAAAUAAAACCACAUUCUUAAUUAACCAACUUCUAUAAAUAUAAAUAUAAAUAUAUAUAUAUAUACCAAUCUUAUUACGUACAGUAGUCGAAAACAUGAUGCUGAUGAAACAAGCUCUGAUCUACUUCUCAUUCCUACUCCUCUGCUUCUACGACUGCGAUGGAGCAACACUGGCUCACUCUCCAGCCCAAGCUCCAUCAAAACACGUAGCUGAAGUCCCAGCAAAAGCUCAGACCUUAACCCCAACUAAAGCGCCAACAGCACUGCCAGUGUCAGCGGUCGAGCCACCCUCUCAAGUACCACUCGUCCAAGCGCCACCCCACAAAGCCCUUUUCACCCCUACAGACGUUACCAAAAUCCUUGAAAAAGCCGGUAUCUUCAGUGUCUUCAUCCGCCUGCUUAAGAGUACCUCUGUAAGCAUCCAGAUCGAAAAUCAGCUCAAUGUAUCCAACACCUUGACCAUUUUCGCUCCAACAAAUGGCGCCUUUGCAGCACUCAAACCUGGUACACUCAACACCCUCUCCACGGAAGACAAAGUCCAGCUAGUCCAAUACCACAUUCUUCCCUCCGUAGUUUCGCUCCAAAACUUUCAGACUCUCAGCAACCCUGUACGGACACAAGCUAGCAAUACCAAUGACUACCCUCUAAACGUAAUUGUCGAAGGGAGCAUUGUUAACAUAUCUACUGGAAUUGUUAACACCACGAUUUCUGGUACUGUUUAUGAGGAUAAUCAGCUUGCUAUUUACAAGGUCGACAAGGUGUUGCUUCCACUGGGGAUUUUCGCUCCCAAACCGAAGACGAAGCAGCUGGCACCUACGCCGACACCAGCGAAGCCUUCCAAAAGCGCUAAUUUAUCUUCAUCUUCGUCUUCCCUUCCUUCCGAAGAAUCUCUCAGCCCGAAUGUGGCGGAAGGGGACAAGUCUAAGGCUCUUGCUCAGACCAAUAAUGGUGUUAUACACAUUGGAGUUGUUAUAGUUACCCUAAUCUCUAUGUGGGGUUACUUUUAGUUUUAUCUCCAUUCUGAAGUUAUGUUGUGUCCAUGUUUGAGCCAUAGUUUCAAGGCUCUUAACAAAUGCUUUUUAUUUUUUAUUUUUUUUAAAUAGAAGAGAGAAGAGAGGAACUUUCCUUGGUUUAGAAAACAUGUUAAUUUUGUAAAUUUAAAUUCAUGAUUUAAUUUUUAAAGUUAUGUAUUUCCUUAUAUAUUAACUCUGUUUGGUAUUUUCUUUUUAAAAGAGAAAAGGAAAAGGAAAAUUCAUUUG